Molecule: messenger RNA, 7738 nt
Organism: Spodoptera litura
Lineage: Eukaryota; Metazoa; Arthropoda; Insecta; Lepidoptera; Noctuidae
Source: RefSeq, a predicted model, not a curated record
AAUAGUAUUUUAUAGAUUUUAUAGUAUAUUAUAGAUUUCAAAAAAUAUUAUUAUUAAAAUUGUUCCAGAAUUCAAUUUAAUCAAACCAACCAUAAGGAUUGUUCAUGGUUAUUAUGUACUUAAUCCAGCCCUAUACAAAAUUUAGUAUCUGUCUAACAAAACAAACUAUUGUUUUUAUUUUAUAGGUAUUGUAUGAAACUGACAUUAAAUGUACUGCAAGUGCCUUAAUUAACAACAAUUAAUAAAAAAAAUAACACGCAUUUUAGCAUCCUCACUGAAAAUACCUAUUCCUACUACUCUACUCUUCAACUAAGUUCUAUUGUCAAGUUUGCGUUUUGUACAUCACACUUUGUGUCCUAUAUUUUGUCUUUGUCUAUCUGAAGAAAGUUCUCACUGAAAAGAGCGAGUCAAGUAGAAAACAUUUAAGUUGACAGUGUUGUCAAUGGAUUGCGUUCUAUUUUUUUGAUGCCGAAAUUAAAUUCGACUUAAAGAUAACGCCUAUUUAAGUUCAAGGCCAUUUAAAAUUAAAUUGUUUAGAUUUUUCAAUAUUACUACUAUGCUAAAAGAAUUGAUUAAAAGUAUUUACCUUUUCCCUUUCUAAAAUAAACGUAUCACGUGAUCUUAUAUUGAAUUUUAAUUGGUCGUCGUGAGCGUGCCCUGCGCGACGCGAGAGGCGCAAUAAUUUUCCAAAAUGCCGUCGGAAUCUAAACCUUUGUUAGCUGCUCAAACAGAAAAACCAAAUCAUUACAAAUAUCUUAAGGAGUUUCGGGUAGAGCAGUGUCCGUCUUUCUUACAACAUAAAUGUACACAACAUAGGCCUUUCACUUGUUUUCAUUGGCAUUUUAAUAAUCAAAGACGACGAAGGCCCGUAAGAAAAAGAGAUGGGACUUUUAACUAUAGCGCUGAUAACUACUGUACAAAAUACAACGAGACAUCGGGCAUCUGUGAGGAUGGGGACGAGGAUAAGCGCAGAUCACCAAGGAAGUAUAAAUAUCGUAGCACACCGUGUCCCAAUGUGAAGCACGGGGAAGAGUGGGGCGAGCCCAGCAACUGCGAGGCGGGCGACGCUUGCGGCUACUGCCACACGCGCACCGAGCAACAGUUCCACCCCGAGAUAUACAAGUCCACCAAGUGCAACGACGUGCAGCAGGCCGGCUACUGUCCUCGCGGCCUCUUCUGUGCCUUCGCGCACGUCGAGCCCGAGGAGCUGGGGGCUCGCGAGCUAGCUGGUGCGCUGGACUGCGGCACCAGUUUGGCCGAGUUGCUGUCUUCAGCGCUGCCCCCCGACAAGAAGGCGGAGCGCGCCGCCUCUCCUGCGCCUCCGUUACCAUUGGCGUUGGCACCUGUCAGCAACGGCAGCGGUGACGGCUCCGAGUGCGCGUCUACGUCAUCGGGCGGGUCGGCCGGCCGAGCGCUGCGCCACGAAGACCACAAACCCGCACCGCCGCCGGCUUGGCCCGCGCGGGCACCAUUUGAUGCCGGCGUAUUGCACGAUGUAGUGGGCAACGCUCUCGAUGACUUGCAUCUGGACGAGCCGUUAAAUCUCGUGGCUGCACUCGACCGCGACCUAGCGGAUGGUGAAGGCUUACUGGCGAGUUCUGCGCCGGUCAACAUCCCGCAGGCGCGACCCACAUUGCGUGGCUUCAGCCCACCGCCUGCAGGCUCGCCGCUGCCGUCAUUCCUGAGAUACUCCAAUGAAACCGAGCGUCUAUUUAAUUCCCACGCUAUGAAGGCUGGUAGCUUCGGCGGUGGCGGCGGCGCAUUCGAGUACGCGGCCGCGUCGCCGUCGGCUCCGGGUGAGCUAUCGCGCCUGCGCGAGGAAGUGGUCGCCUCGCGCCAAGCCGUGGCGCGCUGGGACGAGCGCCUGGCGCAGGCUCGCUCGGCAUGCGAGGCCUGGCAGCGCGAGGCGGACGAGGCGGCGCGCGCGGCGGCGCUGGCGGAGCGUCAGCGGGACGACGCGCGCGCCGCGGCGCUGGCGCUGCGUCGCGAGCUGGAGGCCGCGCGCGCUGCACUGGCCCCGCGGCGCGAGCUGCGCGGGCUGCCGUUGACGGCGCUGAAGGCGCUGCAGGCGCAGGCGCGCGCCGAGCUGGAGGACAUCGAGAAGGUCCUGUACCUGGAGACGGCCACGAAGUGCAUGGGCUGCGAGGAGCAGCCCCGCAGCGUGACGCUGGCGCCGUGCAACCACUACGUGCUGUGCGAGACGUGCGCCGCGACGGCCGCGGAGUGUCCGUACUGCCAGACGCCGGUGCAGCACCACCAGUAGCGCCCUGUGCACCGCUGGGAUCAGUUUCAUCAGAUUGUUUCUAUUUGCAAAUAGAUGUUCAUGAAGAUUAUGUUAUCUGUUCAGAUUAUAACAAUACUACAGGUCUAGGCUUACUAGGCUCCUUCUUGAAUACUGGUAAAUUGUGAUUGUCUGCAAAUAAUAAUAUAUAGUUAUCCAACUGCACAUAUACAGAUAUCAAAUGAUGGCUAUAACUUAAUACUGGAAAUGCCAUGAAUAUUCGGUUACUUAUAUUUGGUAUUCUUGUUUGUUGAAGUUGGAAGUACCAAAUACUAAAUCAAGGAAAACAGAUGCAUACUAACAAAUACCUUACACUGGUAAUAAUUUGAAGUUAGGUUCGUCUUUAAAAUCCACACAAGCACACAGCCACUCUCUUCCUCCGGACGGCGCGUAGACUAGCCGAAUAUUCGGUAUUUAGCCAAAACACUAUUUGUGGUACCUCUAUUCCAUACCACCUCAUCAUUGACUUGACUUGUUCACCAGCUCACCAAAGUUGCAGAUAAUUAUACAAACAGAUUGAAUAUUUACAAGUGACAUUAUACUAGAGUUGUAACAUGAUGUUAUGGUAUAUUAUGCUUUGAUGUUAACAAUUUUGUUUAUUAGCCUCUCGUGUUAGUGGACUGUUGCUUUUAUAUUCAUAAAGAUUCAAACAAAAUAUAGGUAUUUAUGAGGUUUUAUCUUGAAAAUUUUACUUUGUGGUUAUGCUUUCACCAAUUAUCUUAGAUGUUAAGAAAAUUUUGUAUCAAUUUGGAUAUUCUCAUUGUGACUCAAUUUAUAUAGUAAGUUAUAAUAUUGUAUAUUGAUAUUGAUGGAAGCACGGCCAUGAAUGUACUAGUGCUCGUAAGUAUUGGAGAAUACUAUAAUGUAGUAUUUAGUUUUAUACAGAUAUCUACAAAUCAUUUUACAUAUUCAAAUUAGGUUAAUUAAUAAUGGUAUGACAUGUCUAUCAAGAGCGUAGCUUGUAUUGGCUUCCUCGUCGUGUGAUCACAUAGCAUGAUUUUCUCUAUUAACUAGCUAUCUAAGGACCAAAAGUUUUCGAUAAAAAUAUUGAGAUUGUGAGUAGAUGAGUGGGCGCGCCGAGCCAAAGCGAUGUAGGAAAGGAGCGAAGCGCGCCGUCUCCUCUCCUAACUGAAACUAUUGCUUUACAUAUUUGCCUAGCUCUCCUGGCUAUCUGGCUAUCUUAGCUGCCCCAUUUGUAAAGCCGAAGAAUAUAUUUUUGUAGACGACGUUAAUUGCUUUUUUCAUAUUAAUGUUAUGAAGAAGCAAACUAUAUAAUAUAAAUCAUAAUCUAUUUGCAUUUUUGUUUCAUAUUGUAUUGACAAUGUUAUAUCUAAUAGUUUUAACUUGACGUUUGUUGUACUUGCGACCUCUAGUAGCGACGAUGGGUGCGACCGACAGUUGCUCUGAAUUUAACAAAAGUAACAAUAAAUCGUUGAUAUUGGCAAUCAUCAUUUAAUUUAACAAAUUAAGAGAGAACAUGACAUUACUUGGAGUGUUAAAGAGCAGAAAUAUCACUGCUUUCCUCAAGUUUAUAGAUAAAAAAUUGUAAGGCUAAACUAGUGUUUUAGUAAUGUUAUAAAUAGUUUCGCUUAUCUGUGUUUAAGAGAGCGAGGAGCUAUCUGACCGAGAGUACCUAAUAAGAACAGGCGCAAAAUGCACUGAGCUAUGGUUCAAUAGGUACAGGAAUGCCCAGAGUACAACUGAGAGGCCUUUUGCUGAAUGCUGCCAGACUGAGUUACUGCUGCCCAGAUUGAGCGAAGACAUUACUAGUCUGCCGGCAAAAUGUAUUUUUGUACUAAAUGAAAAACAGUAUCAUGCCUAGAGACCGCGUAUUAGAUUUAUAACACGUAGCGUUAUUUUAUGUUAACAUUCCCGAAUAAUCUAGAUAUUAUAAAUACAUAUUCGUUUGAAUUUAUCCAUGGCAUGACGAAUUCGGAAAUGAUUUAUUAGUUAUGCGUCAUAUAAAUUAAAAGGUUCUGUCAUAAAUCGUCAUGAAUCAACGAGUUAAGUGCCACAAGAGCAUGUCUAACGCAUUUAAUUUUAUCUUACUAAACAAUAUAUAAAUACUAUAUAAAUUGUUUGCAGAGUUCGAGAGAAACGGACUGGGGUAAAUAAAUUAUAUUAUUGACCAUCAUUUCUCAGACAUGGUUUAAGGCAUUGGCUGCCAAUAAAAAACUGUUGAAGGCAAAUCCUCCGCUAAUGUCGGUCACCAGUGACUGCCAUGGCGUUUAACGUGUUAAUAAAUUGUCAUUUAUUAGUAGAAUAGUUAUAUAGAAUAUUUAGAUGGAAGUUAUCAUUUUUAUAAUACAUUUGUUUUCUUUUACUGUACUAAAAAUUAUGUACAAGCAUAUAUUUUUAUUCAAAUAUAGUUAUGUAUUAUUGGAAAAUAUAUGUUACAUGUUUGUUAUAUGUUUAAACAAUAGUUGUGUAGAAUGUUCCAUACAGCAUCAGUACUACAUGAGUAAGGGUCUUAUCCAAUUAGGGUUUAGCAAACAACUGGUCUUGAGGGCAUGGAACACAGGUUGCUAAUCAGAUGGAAAUGAAGAGUUAAUUUAACUAUUGCCAGUAUCACAAUUUAAUUGGCAUUUCGUGCCUCGAAUAUACUAUUAUGUAAAUUAAAUAAUUUACAUGUUUUAUACAUAGACUAAUUUUAUAUAUUUUGCUAUGACAUUUAAAAAUAUCUACAAAUAAAACCGUUAACAUUUUUAGACAAUUAUCCUACGACGAAUCUAUUGAAAGGACAAUCUUAAGAUGUUUUACAAAAGAGAAAACGGCACAAAAUAUAAGCAAUAAGUUGUGAAAUCGUGUUGCCACCAUCGUGAGGUGCUUGAGUAUGUAAUAAAAUCUAUAAUCUCCAGUCCGAGUUCUAAAUAUUUAUAACACUAAUGUUUUUGUAUGGGUAUAAUUAUUGUAAUAGUAAUAUAACAAAUUAAACUUAGAUUAUAUAACUUAGAAUUAAGUAGUGUUUUCAAAUUGUAAUGGACAUUGAUUUAAGUGUGUAGAAGCGUUUUGUAUCGUAAAACAGAAGCAAUAUGACCACAGCCGCCUUUAUAAUAUUCAGAUAUAUACGAUGUUGAACGGCGCCGAGCACAGCGGAUACGUUUCUCGGCAUCACAAGUACGUGGCAGCACGGACAUGUUCCACGAGAUCUAUCUUAUUCCACAAUAGCAUUAAACGCACCCGCUGUGUUUCGGUUGUCUUUUUAUAAGUAUGUCGACACGGUACAUUUUGUAUACUGGAAUAAUGAAUGAAAUAAGAUGUUUGGAAUGUAUAGCGUGCAAGGGACCCUAGCCGACAAUCUUUGAAUGCAAUCGUUUUAAUCAAUUCCAUCUGGAUACAUUUUGUAAUAUUUUCCAUUGUAGUUGUCGCACCGCGUUUCUUGUGGUUUUGGCGAUAGAUAGAUAGAUUCUAUAUGUAUGUACUGUACGCGUUGUUAUCACAUGGAGUGGUUUUUUCACAAAUAUGUAAUCAUGUUAAUAACUAUAGAUCAGCACUAUUGCAAGCACAUAGGUACAACUGUUAUUAGGCUUUACUAUCGGCCAAUAGUUUGGGUAUCACCAUAUGUCUAUUUUCAGUCCAACAAGUAAUUUUAAGUUAUCUUUAUCAACUCAAAUAUUUUUCGCGUGUCUGCCUGCGUCCACCGAGAGCGCAUCCAUAAUUACGUGAGGCGUUUGAUAAGUUUAGCCAAGUCUCAUGCAUGCAUGUGUAGAAAGGUUUAGUGUAGUAAAAUACAUUAUUCCGCACAUGGUUAUGCUACUAGAUCGUCAAGCUUGGUAUUGCAUUUCUGUAUGCAAACGGUAUUAGGCUUGUCGAUAGACUGGCUGAAUUGAAGUGAGUUCGAGAGGGAAGAGAGGGAUUUCGAAACAUUUAAAUCGUCUCGCCGAAUCUAUGGACUCUUCAAGACUGCGGGCUCGUUUAUGUUAAUCUGCUAUUACCAAAUUUCAUAACUUCCUCCACCAAAGUAAAGAAAAGAAUCGAAGAUAUAUUUAUCAAUAACGUCACACAGCAACUUCGGCAUACUCACCCGAAAAUUACUGGUUUGGCAACGUAAACCUAUCCACAAUAGUCCUAUUGUCUUGCAAUGAAAACCUUACCUGUAUUACUAGGGGACCAUGUCUGCAUGUCUAACAACGAACACCUUAAAUAAGUAGUUUGAGUAACAAUGCUGGAUUGGGAAAUUCAUGUCCCAAGAAAUUUUCCCGUUUCUACAUUUAUCAGCAAAUGCAGUCCUCAGCUUCCAGUAUCAGGUCCAGUUUUGAGCCAGUUAUUGCUCGGAGAACACCCAAAUCCCCAUUUUGUCCAUGUCAACGACCAUUCAAGAUACCUUACAUCGCGGUCUCAAACUUCCACUUAACACAUGCGUUUUAGUAAACAGAUACUGUGCUCCUUGUGGCGGAACGAUAUUGUGAAGAUGUGUGUAGUUGUUCCUUCAGUUAAUAGAACUCUUGUAUGUACCAAACUACAACAUGGCAUGUUUGUUAGAUCCAGCUUUAUGGCCCCCUCUUAUGUACCUUAUGAUCCUUGGAUUUAUACACACCAACCAUUGCAUUUUGGAAUUAGUUAUUGAUAGAAUGUAAGGGUUUUUAAAAUGUCGUGAUCAAUUGUGUCUGAAAAGUAAAAAGUAGUGGCGUGAAACAAAAUGUUCUGUGUGGCCAUAGAAUGUUAAUAUAGUCUAGCUUGCUAAUAAUUUGAGAUUUAGAUGUGUAUUAGAGACGAUAUUUAUUUUUGUAUAGAAUCUUUAUCACAUGGAGAGUAAUUUUGUUGAUGAAAUUUUGUAUUUCCUAUAUUUUAUGGUGUCGAUCCUAUGUACCUUGGAUGUUUAGUUGACAUAACUGGAAAGAAGUAGGUAUUUAGAAAGUUGUAAGAUGAGUGUCGUUUGUAUUGUCACAAGAAGCUUGUACCUAUCGGAGUGGCAGGCACAGGCGCACAAUCUCGCUAUACAGACAUGUACACGCUACCGAUGGGCGAGGUGUGGUUAUUGUUUAUUCAUUGUUUUUAGCAAUUAUUUUAAUCAAUACUACAGUUUGCAUUUUGUUUUUAAUUUAAGGACCAAUACAGUUUAAAGAAAAGCUUUGAAGGUUUUAUACAUGCAUAAUAAAUAACAGCAUCCGACUCUUUACAUAUAUAUUUAUUAUUAUAUACAUAUUUUUAAUUUUAUUUAAUUUUUAGGUAGGUAGGCCCAACAAAUUCUUUCAAAUUUUUAUUGUUAAAUUAGAAAUAGUAUGUUGUAGUUGAUAACCAAUUGAGACAUGCGUUCACACUCACAUACUGGAGAUCAAAUUGUUUAUUUUUUAUUUAUUAAAAAUAUGCAUUAUAGCUUCUAAUAUCAUCAUAGUAGAUAUUUUUAACAAAAUAAUUUUCAAAUCCAUGUGAUACAAAUUAAUGUGUAACAGAGAUGUGAAGAUUAUGAAUAUUACUAGAUAGGUAGGUUUAAUAAAUUUAAAAUUCCAUUCAAUA